AUGACGAUCGAAAGUCCAAAGAGCCACGAGCAUCGUUUAUCUCUUGUUCCAAAGAUGAUUAUGUUUACAUGUCAUAUAUGUGAGCUGCUUGACGAUCGGUUCCCUUAUGCAUGCAACAUAUGUGAUUUGAGUUUUCACAAAGAUUGCGCCGAAUCUACACCAGAGCUCAACUACUUUUGUCAUCCUAAACACCCUCUCAAGCGUCUCACGCGAGUUCCAAGUUACACCGAUGGAAAAUGCAUAACGUGUUUUAUCACUGUUCUAUCUGCGAUUUCAGCGUGGAUGUUGACUGUGCAAAGAACCCACCUCCUUUCUAAAAUUUUAGAAAGGGUCCAACCCAAAGCUCAUGAACAUCCACUCACUCUUUUGCCGCAACGAGCUUUUGUUUGUAAUGCUUGUGGAAUAUUGCAUGACGAUCCAAACCCUUAUGUAUGUCUUCAAUGCAAUUUCAUGGUCCAUAGAAAUUGUAUAGACAUACCACGCAUCAUAAAGACAAGUCGUCACGUUUAUCGUAUCUCUUACAAUCAUUGCCUCACUGCCGGAGAUUGGAAAUGUGGAGUGUGUAAGAAAGAAAUAAACUGGAGAUGUGGAGCUUAUUCUUGUUCCAAGUGUUUGGGUUUCGCAAUUCACUGGAGAUGCGCCACAAGUUUUGGGAUUUGGGAUGGAAUUGAAUAUGAAGGCAUAUUAGAAGAUAUUGUCGAUUCUAAAUCAUAUGAGGUGAUCGAAGAAGGCGUAAUAAAGCAUUUCAGUCACGAGAAGCAUACUUUAAAGCUCAAAGAAGAAGAGAGUGAUGCUAAUGAUGAAUGCGCAUGGUGUAAAGCAUGCACAUAUCCCAUUUUUGGUAGCCCAUUCUACAAUUGCAUGGAAUGUGAUGACUUCACCUUUCAUCAGAAAUGCGCUUAUCUCCCAAAAAAGAUUAUAGAUUCUUUCUACAAGAUGCCAAUGACUCUGCGACUCUCAGAAAUUGGUGAAAUAACUUUCUGCGAUGUUUGUGAAAGCAACUUUGAAGGUUUAGUGUACACAAGUGAUGAUAAUCGUAUUAUCAACCUUGAUGUGCGAUGUGGUUCUAUCUCUGAGCCAUUUGUCCAUGUAAGUCAUCCUCUUCAUUCGCUAUACAUCAGUCACUCAACGGGAGACAAAUUCUGUAAUGGUUGUGGAGAUAAAGCAACUAUGGUUUUAGGUUGUGAAGAGUGUGGAUUUGCUUUGGACAUUAACUGUUCUAUUUUGCCAAAGAUGGUUAAACACAAAAACGAUAAAGAUCAUUUUCUGUCUCUGUGUUACGAUGCAAAAACGACUGAGCAGUACUGGUGCCAGAUAUGCGAAGAAAAUCUAAACCCAAAAAAAUGGUUUUAUUCAUGUGAUCUCUGUGGCAUCACUUUUCACAUCAAAUGGACCUCACAUGUAUAA
Messenger RNA from Thlaspi arvense, 1407 nucleotides. The record is from the annotation of a GenBank genome assembly. NCBI's taxonomy places the organism in Eukaryota, Viridiplantae, Streptophyta, Magnoliopsida, Brassicales, Brassicaceae.